AAUAGUAAAUUACUUGGGGAAGAAGUCUUAUUCUGCUUGUUCUAUCGAUCUUAAACAUGAUUGCUUUUGGUAGAAGGAUACUUGUGGAUUUUAAUCAAAACUAAAUUUCUAUGAUGCAUACUUUUAAAUGGUUGACAUACUCAUGCCCUGAACAUAUCUGAUCCUAAUGGGACGAGGGAUGCGGUGAACUGGGAGAAUCAUAUUCACUCAAUGGAAAUUCAGGCUUACAGUUCCAUGUUGAAGGCUUUUAUUGCUCAAUCAGAACUUCUUACUUGGGGAAAAGAGGAGCUCUUGACUGAACUACGAAAGGAACUAAAUAUCGCAGAUUCUGAACAUGGAGAAAUUCUGACUAAAAUAAACUCCGAUGACUCAAUUAAAUGGAUAAGGGAGCAAAGGAAAAUGGCAUAUCAUUCUCAAGCUCAUGAUUCUAUCAAAGCUAAUGCUUCUGGGUGUACUUCUACUUCAAUUGGAAAUUCUACUAUAAGAUUGCAAACUCAUUCGCAUGCUCAGGAUUAUAUCAAAGCUAAUACUUCUGGGUGUCCUGCUUCAAUUGGAAAUUCUACUGUAAAAUUGCAAACUCAUUCGCAUGCUCAGGAUUAUAUUAAAGCUAAUACUCAAGCUUAUGAUUAUAUCAAAGCUAAUACUUCUGGGUGUCCUGCUUCAAUUGGAAAUUCUACUGUAAAAUUGCAAACUCAUUCGCAUGCUCAGGAUUAUAUUAAAGCUAAUACUCAAGCUUAUGAUAAUAUCAAAGCUAAUAGUUCUGGGUGUCCUUCUGCUUCAAUUGGAAAUUCUACUGUAAGAUUGCAAACUCAUUCGCAUGCUCAGGAUUAUAUUAAAGCUAAUACUCAAGCUUAUGACUAUAUCAAAGCUAAUACUUCUGGGUGUCCUUCCGCUUCAAUUGGAAAUUCUACUGUAAGCUUGCAAACUCAUUCGCAUGCUCAGGAUUAUAUUAAAGCUAAUACUACUGGAUGUCCUUCUGCUUCAAUUGGAAAUUCAGUUAUAAGAUUGAAAGCUCCAUCCUCGGCUGCAUUUUAUCCUCAGAAUAACUUAUCACGCAGUAAAGCUUCUCAUAGUUCUAUUCAUAUUCCUGCUUCAUUGCCACCAAAAUUUAAUGACAAUCUGUUGACUGCGGAGUUCGUCCAUGGGAAUGCUGAUCAACCCAAGGAAAUGUUCAACUAUGAUGCUCAGUUACCGCCUAUUGGAAGAGGGAAUGUGCCGAAACAAAAUGAUCAAUUUAAGCAGUACUUCCCCCCAUCCAAGUCUGUCAUGUUAAACAACAAAUCUGAUUUAAUCCAGAUCCGUGCAACAGAUAGGGUUAUCCAAGAUGUUGAGAAGAUACUUUUCAGUAGAGAGAAGCCUGGUCCAGCCGAUAUUGAGAGAGCGAAACAGACUCUUAAAGAGCAAGAAGGAGCUCUACUUGAAGCACUCGGUAAACUGGCAGACGUAUUAGAGGAGGGUAAUGAUCAGUUCCUCAACAGCUUGUUUUUAUGAACGUAUGUGUUACCAUUUGGUUUUCUAGAAGAUGGGGUGCUGGGAAAUAUUCAAAACUACUCAUGGAGGACAAGCGAUGGCAGUCCAUGGUAAUUUCAGUGGAUUAAUUGGUAGGCUGAAUGGACUUGGGGAAUUUAUUCUGAUCCUUGAAAUUAGGGUGUCUAUAUCAUUAUGUAGAUAUGAUGCUUAUUUUAGUUACUGAAUCCAAUUAUGGAGGUUACUAUACCCUUAAUUAGACAAAAUAUAUGAUGAUGCUAAAGCUAGUAGGUGACUGAUGCGAGCUGAACACUUCCAUAUGACUUGUUUCAAUACUUGUUUGACUGAUACUCCUGCUAACCAUUUAGUUAAAUGUAUAGUGUAAAGGAGAAUCCAAUCCCUUUUUGUUCUUCAGGAAAAAAACUCAUAUUUUCUUGUUA
Molecule: messenger RNA, 1907 nt
Organism: Medicago truncatula (barrel medic)
Lineage: Eukaryota; Viridiplantae; Streptophyta; Magnoliopsida; Fabales; Fabaceae
Exons: 7
Coding region: 211-1491 (426 amino acids)
Biological process (GO): defense response to fungus
Source: RefSeq, a predicted model, not a curated record